Molecule: messenger RNA, 255 nt
Organism: Orycteropus afer afer
Lineage: Eukaryota; Metazoa; Chordata; Mammalia; Tubulidentata; Orycteropodidae
Gene: NDUFA3
Product: NADH:ubiquinone oxidoreductase subunit A3
Exons: 1
Coding region: 1-255 (84 amino acids)
Cellular component (GO): mitochondrial inner membrane
Source: RefSeq, a predicted model, not a curated record
AUGGCGACUAGACUCGCCGUCUUCCUCAAGAAUGCCUGGGCCAAGGAGCCGGUGCUAGUCGUGUCCUUCACCAUCGCGGGUCUCGCUGUAAUUCUGCCCCCAUUAAGCCCCUACACCAAGUACUCCAGCAUGAUCAACAAGGCCACCCCCUACGCCUACCCAGUGCCCCUCCGAGAUGACGGCAACCUGCCCGACGUGCCCAGCCACCCUCAGGACCCCCAGGGCCCCAGCCUGGAGUGGCUGAAGAAGCUGUGA